AUGGUGUCGGCUCUAGCGGUGUACCACGGGGCAAUCAGUAAAUUGGAGUGUGAGGAUCGGCUGGGGAAGAUGGGGAAGGAUGGAGCCUACCUCAUCAGAGACAGCGAAACCAUCCAAGCAGCAAUGUGUCUGUGUGUCUAGUGAGUAGCACACUCCUUGUUCUUUUUAUGGAAAUGUAGGAAGUUGAAUGUACACCAAUCCAUCCUCCAAGUAUUUUAUAAAUGCUUUAUAGAAUUAAUCCUAGCUUUUAAUAUUGUGGGGUGGUUUGGUGCUUUAGGGAACACUAGUCUGAACCAGUGCUUGACUUGGACUGAAAUAGGUUCCAGUACUCAUGUUGGAUGGCGGUACUGUUUAUAUUGAGGUGCAGGAGCUCCACAAUACGUUUGAGCUAAUAUUCUAUAAGAGGAACAGGAGCUCAAGCAGUAGAACAUUUGAGGUGCCGGUACUCAGCUCCGGUGAGCUUCUGCCCAAGUCAAGAACUGGGGGUGGUGUGGGGAAAUUCUCUCCGCUCUGCUGAUGAGUUUUUGCUCCACUCAUACAGGAGUAAUAAAGGCCUAGUGCACUAAUUUGGUGGGGGAAAAACUCAAUUAAUUAAAAAAAAGAUUAUUUAUUAUUUUAUUGUGAUUUAUCAGGGGGGGCUCAGCACCCUCAGCACUCCUACCUCAUGUGGCUAUGCUUGUGUGUAUUACCCCAUCACCACACAUGAAGUUCCCUCUCAGGAAAUAAAAGUGAAUUUGAAAUGAUUCAGUUCUCUCUCCUCUUCUGACUGUUGUGUGUGUGUUGUGUUUCUGCAGUAGACAGAAGGUGGUGUAUACCUACAGGAUCCUCCAGACCAACACUGGAAACUACAGCCUGCAGGUACACCCUGUGUGUGUGUGUUUCUUACUUACUUUUUAAAAAACUAUCUUGGUUAAGGGCUUGUAAGUAAGCAUUUUACGAUAAGGUCUACACCUGUUGUAUUCUGGGCAUGUGACAAAUACAAUUUGAUUUGUUUCUGAUGGUCUGUGUGUGUUUCUGAUGGUCUGUGUGUGUGUGUGUCUGAUGGUCUGUGUUUGUGUAUGUUUCUGAUGGUCUGUGUUUUAUGUGUGUUUCUGAUGGUCUGUGUUUGUGUGUGUUUCUGAUGGUCUGUGUUUGUGUGUGUUUCUGAUGGUCUGUGUUUGUGUGUGUUUCUGAUGGUCUGUGUUUGUGUGUGUUUCUGAUGGUCUGUGUUUGUGUGUGUUUCUGAUGGUCUGUGUUUGUGUGUGUUUCUGAUGGUCUGUGUUUGUGUGUGUUUCUGAUGGUCUGUGUUUGUGUGUGUUUCUGAUGGUCUGUGUUUGUGUGUGUUUCUGAUGGUCUGUGUGUGUGUUUCUGAUGGUCUGUGUUUGUUGGUUGUGUUUGUGUGUGUUUCUGAUGGUCUGUGUUUGUGUGUGUUUCUGAUGGUCUGUGUUUGUGUGUGUUUCUGAUGGUCUGUGUUUGUGUGUGUGUAGACAGCUCCUGGUGUGGAGGAGAAGUUAUUUAAGACAUUAGAGGAACUUGUUCAACAUUAUAAGCAUCGAGGGCAGGGAUUGGCCCAGCACCUGCGCCACUUAGUCAAGAGAAAGACUCUGCUUCAACUCACUGCCCCCAAUGUCAUCGAUGAGGAGCCUGAUUAUGAGAGUAGGUAA
Coregonus sp. 'balchen' is the source of this 1643-nucleotide messenger RNA. The record is from the annotation of a GenBank genome assembly. Lineage: Eukaryota; Metazoa; Chordata; Actinopteri; Salmoniformes; Salmonidae.